ACUCUAUUUGCAUGUGCAUUCUUAAGUGAUGAAACAUCAGAGUCAUUUCGAUGGCUUUUGUAGCAGUUGUUGAUAGCAAUGCCAAUAGGUCCACCUAAAAUGAUUAUAACUGAUCAAGAUCCUGCAAUGAGUAAAGCUAUAGCUGAAAUCCUGCCAAACACGUUGCAUAGAUUUUGUAUGUGGCAUAUUUUGAGUAAGUUUUCAGAAAAACUAGAUGCAGUAAAGUGGAAGGAGCAUUAUCAACAUUUUCAUAGCUACAUAUGGAAUUCAGCUAGUCGAGAAGAGUUUGAUGUUCAAUGGGCAGAGGUUAUCGAGUCAAGUGGGUUGAAUACAAAUGAAUGGUUGAAAGCGUUAUACGAUAUUCGUUCAAAGUGGAUUCCUGCGUAUGUUAAUGAUACAUUCUCUACAGGGAUGUCAAGUAGUCAACGAGCAGAAAGUUGUCAUGCAUUUUUCAAGUCUUAUGUUUCAAAAAAAAAUACAUUGACAGAUUUUGUGGUGAGGUUUAGUAGAGCUCUAAAACGCCAAAGACACCAAGAAUUAUGUCUUGAUCACAAGGACAUUAACGAACAACCUGUCAUGAAAACCAUGUUUGGUGUUGAGAAGUCUUUGGCUGAGUUGUUCACACACACACCAUGUUUUACAAAGUUCAAGAGGAGUUCUUUCAGGAAGCUACUUCUACAUCAACCAUUGCCUGAUAUUUAUGUACUGCGAAGAUGGACAAAAGUUGCAAAAUCGUUGACUGUAGGAGGUGUUGAUGGGCAGGAUAAUUGUGAUAGAAAGGUAGGACGCAGUAGCUUCAUGGCCUAUGCUGCUCAAUUUUUUUAA
Tripterygium wilfordii is the source of this 825-nucleotide messenger RNA. RefSeq names its product protein FAR-RED IMPAIRED RESPONSE 1-like. Gene Ontology annotation, biological process: regulation of DNA-templated transcription. Lineage: Eukaryota; Viridiplantae; Streptophyta; Magnoliopsida; Celastrales; Celastraceae. Bases 79 to 825 code for a protein of 248 amino acids. The transcript has 4 exons. The record is from RefSeq and is a predicted model, not a curated record.